AUGGAAAAUAACACUUCCUUCGUUUCAAAGUUGGACGAAGCAGCGGCGGAGGAUGGAGGAGCUUCUCUGGGCGCAGAGGGAGAGGUCGGGCGUUGCUGCUGGGAGCGCGGCGCAGCUCUGAGCAGCCAGCUGCUUCGUGUCCCUGCCGCAUCACGGCGGAGUUGGGUGUUCUUGGCGUCGGUCGCAUCCCUGGAUGGAGAGAAAGCUCUCCAUGUCCGAGAUGCCGCAGUCCCUCCCGGAAAACGAUGGUACAUCUCGUCUCACGGCCCCCUCAUUAAUUCAGCUGUUCAAUUCUCAACUUGUACUCCUGUCUGCAUCUCCAGUGGAUUACGGAUUGUGGAAUGUGCUGAUCGGGAACAAAGGUGUCUGAACUCGGAGCUAUGGCAUGCAUGCGCUGGGCCCCUUGUGUCUCUGCCCGCGGUUGGAAGCCGGGUCAUCUAUUUCCCACAGGGCCAUAGCGAGCAGGUUGCCGCAUCAACUAAUAAGGAGGUUGAUGCUCAAAUCCCUAAUUAUCCAAAUCUCCCCCCUCAGUUGAUCUGCCAGCUUCAUAAUGUCACCAUGCAUGCCGAUGCAGAGACUGAUGAAGUUUAUGCCCAAAUGACACUGCAGCCGCUGAGCCCGGAAGAGCAAAAAGAGCCUUUUCUUCCAAUCGAGUUGGGUGCUGCUAGCAAGCAGCCGACUAAUUACUUCUGCAAGACUUUGACUGCAAGUGAUACAAGUACACAUGGCGGAUUUUCUGUUCCUCGCCGGUCUGCUGAGAAAGUCUUCCCUCCAUUGGAUUUUUCUCUGCAGCCUCCAUGCCAGGAGCUCAUUGCAAAAGAUCUGCAUGAUAAUGAAUGGAAAUUUCGCCACAUAUUCCGUGGUCAGCCAAAAAGGCAUCUCCUGACUACAGGUUGGAGUGUCUUUGUAAGUGCAAAGCGACUAGUAGCAGGGGAUUCUGUUAUUUUCAUCUGGAAUGAUAAUAACCAACUUCUCUUGGGGAUUCGUCAUGCAAAUCGUCCUCAGACAAUUAUGCCGUCUUCUGUGCUGUCAAGCGACAGCAUGCAUAUAGGCCUUCUUGCAGCAGCAGCUCAUGCUGCGGCCACAAACAGUCGUUUCACUAUUUUCUAUAACCCCCGGGCUAGCCCUUCUGAGUUCAUCAUUCCAUUGGCUAAGUAUGUCAAAUCUGUUUACCACACACGUGUGUCUGUUGGAAUGCGGUUUAGAAUGCUUUUUGAGACAGAGGAGUCAAGUGUCAGACGAUACAUGGGUACAAUCACAACCAUAAGUGAUCUUGACUCUGUGCGUUGGCCAAAUUCACAUUGGCGUUCUGUGAAGGUUGGUUGGGACGAGUCCACCGCUGGUGAGAAACAACCUAGAGUGUCACUCUGGGAGAUUGAGCCAUUAACAACCUUUCCGAUGUAUCCAACUGCUUUUCCUUUAAGACUGAAGCGUCCAUGGGCUUCAGGGCUGCCCUCUAUGCAUGGCAUGUUCAAUGGUAGGUUGAUCGAUGUGACAAGAAUAGCAGUAUACGUGGUUCUGCUUUUAUACAAUUCAACCAAGUGUCCUUUUAAUCAAGUUCUGUUCUGUAUCAUAUGCGCAGGUGUCAAAAAUGAUGAUUUUGCUCGUUAUUCUUCUCUCAUGUGGCUCGGAGAUGGGGAUAGAGGGGCUCAGUCGUUGAACUUCCAGGGAGUUGGAGCGUCACCUUGGCUUCAGCCAAGAAUGGAUUCUCCAUUGCUGGGUCUUAAGCCAGACACAUACCAGCAAAUGGCUGCAGCAGCACUGGAGGAAAUUAGAACUGGGGAUCCUUCGAAACAGUCCUCGGCUCUCUUGCAAUUCCAACAGACUCAGAAUCCGAACGGUGGGUUGAAUUCUGUGUAUGCCAAUCAUGUUCUGCAGCAGAUGCAGUAUCAGGCUCAGCAGUCGUCUCUGCAAACUGUUCAGCACGGCCAUAGUCAGUACAGUGGUAAUCCUGGGUUUCUUCAAAGUCAGUUUCAGCAGCUGCAUUUGCAUAAUCCUCCGGCACCACCACAGCAAGGGCAUCAGGUUAUACAGCAAUCUCACCAGGAGAUGCAACAGCAGCUUUCAUCUGGUUGUCAUCGUAUUUCCGAUGUAGAUUCUAGCAUGCCUGGUUCUGAGUCUGCUUCGCAGUCACAAUCUUCAUUCUACCAGCAGAACCUCUUAGAAGGAAACAAUGACCCAUCGUUGCAUCUUCACAAUGGUUUUCGUAACUUCUCUAGCCAAGAUUCCUCAAACCUUGUUAGUUUGCCUCGAACUGACCAAUUAAUGGCGCCGGAGGGAUGGCCUUCAAAGAGGUUGGCUGUGGAACCCCUUGGUCAUAUUGAAUCUCGGUCUGUGCAACCCAAACAUGAGAACGUAAAUCACCAGAGUAAUAUGUCCCACUUUGCUGGAACCUUGGCGCCGCAGUCAGCAAGAGACUCAUCCAGUGUCCAGGCUUAUGGUGCAAAUGUUGACAACCAAUUUCUGUCAUCGUCAUUUGCAUUCCAGGACGGAAUGGCAGGUGCAAGGGGUGGCAGCAGCAGCGGAACUGUUUCUAUGGCCAUACCUUUGUUGAGGUAUAGUGGCGAAGAUUUGCCACCCGCAGACACCUUAGCAACUUCCAGUUGUUUAGGCGAAUCGGGAACCUUCAACUCUCUUGAUAAUAUGUGUGGUGUAAACCCAUCACAAGAUGGAACCUUUGUGAAGGUUUACAAAUCAGGGUCCCCUGGAAGAUCGCUCGACAUCACCAGAUUCAGCAGCUACUAUGAGUUACGUAGUGAGCUGGAGCAUCUAUUUGGCCUCGAAGGCCAACUGGAGGACCCCGUAAGAUCAGGCUGGCAGCUUGUAUUCGUCGACCGAGAAAAUGAUAUUCUUCUCGUCGGCGACGACCCAUGGCAGGAGUUUGUGAAUAGCGUAGGGUGCAUCAAGAUACUCUCGCAGCAGGAGGUGCAGCAGAUGGUCCGCGGCGGCGAGGGCCUUCUGACCUCUGCACCUGGAGCGAGGAUGGCGCAGGGCAAUGUCUGCGACGGUUAUUCUGGGGGCCACGACCUGCAGAAUCUCACCGGCAACAUGGCCUCCGUACCGCCACUGGACUACUGA
Triticum turgidum subsp. durum (durum wheat) is the source of this 3078-nucleotide messenger RNA. NCBI's taxonomy places the organism in Eukaryota, Viridiplantae, Streptophyta, Magnoliopsida, Poales, Poaceae. The record is from the annotation of a GenBank genome assembly.